Molecule: messenger RNA, 1573 nt
Organism: Gastrolobium bilobum
Lineage: Eukaryota; Viridiplantae; Streptophyta; Magnoliopsida; Fabales; Fabaceae
Product: chaperone protein dnaJ 49-like
Exons: 2
Coding region: 223-1317 (364 amino acids)
Biological process (GO): cellular response to misfolded protein
Cellular component (GO): endoplasmic reticulum membrane
Molecular function (GO): Hsp70 protein binding
Source: RefSeq, a predicted model, not a curated record
ACCACGUAUAUAAAUGAAAAUACUAGAACAAGAUUUUCAGAGUUGCUCCGAUUUCCCAAUCGUGGGGCACCAACAGGUGAAGAACAAUCUCUUUUCGAUUGCUGCAUGAAACCCUAAUUCACUUGAUUCUCGAUCUUGAAGGAGCAAUUCUUCCUCGCUCGUCUUCUGUCUCCAUCUGUAUAUAGAUCCGUUGGAAAUCCUGUUACGAUUGUUAAUUGCAAAAUGGAUGGGAACAAGGACGAUGCGUUGAAAUGCUUGAGAAUCGGAAAAGAAGCGUUAGAAGCUGGCGAUCGCACCCGAGCUUUGAAGUUCGUGAUGAAAGCUCGCCGCCUCGACCCCACGCUGCCGAUCGACGAACUAUUGUCGGCGAUAGAUAAGGAUGCAGGCGAUCAACCCCCCGCAGCUGCCUCGGCUGGACCGUCAGAGCAGUCAAAGCCGCCCUCCGGUCAACCUUCUAUCCGCCGAAGGGGUCCUGUGGCUGGGGCUUCGGCAGCGGCGUCAUCGUCAUCCUCAUCCUCAUCGGUUACAUAUACUGAGGAGCAAAUUUCAAUUAUCAGAGAGAUUAAGAGGAAGAAGAAUUACUAUGAGAUUUUGGGGUUGGAGAAGAAUUGUACUGUGGAGGAUGUGCGAAAAUCAUACAGGAAGCUGUCUCUGAAGGUUCAUCCGGAUAAGAACAAAGCCCCUGGCUCUGAGGAAGCGUUUAAGGCUGUCUCAAAGGCGUUUCAGUGUCUUAGUAAUGAAGAGAGCAGGAAGAAGUAUGAUCUUUCUGGAGAAGAUGAAUCCGUUUAUGAGAGGCGAGCAGCGGCAAGGCCCGCAACCAGGGCUUAUAAUGGAUACUAUGAGGCUGAUAUUGAUGCUGAGGAAAUAUUUAGGAAUUUCUUCUUUGGUGGUAUGGCUCCUGCAACUAAUUUUGGUGGAUUCAGUUUUGGACCAGGGAUGGGUCAUAGGCAGGCUGAACAUGGGUCUGCUGGUGGAUUUAAUGUCAGGGCGCUAAUUCAGUUGCUUCCUGUUCUGCUUAUUUUGCUUUUAAACUUUUUGCCAUCUUCCGAUCCUAUCUAUACACUUUCUCAGUCCUAUCCUUUUGAACAUCGGUUUACUACACCGAAGGGUGUUAACUACUAUGUUAAGUCCACGAAUUUUGCUCAAAAUUAUCCGCCGGGUAGCCGCGAACGCUCAACAGUUGAAGAAAAGGUUGAGAGGGAAUACUUCAGCAUUCUUCGUCAGAACUGUCAUUUUGAGUUACAGCGUCGCCAGUGGGGAUAUGUCCGGGAAACACCACACUGCGACAUGCUUCAGAAGUUUGAUUUAGUGAAUUGAUAAGUUGAAUCAAGGUCCUAAUUUUAUUUUGUCUUGUCUUUUGAUAUAGAUGCAAAUUUACCUGCUUGUGAUAUUAUAGGAAUGUACAAUUUAUUUUUCACUUAGAUAUUAGUGAAGCAGUUCAAAAUAAGUCACUUGGUUGGGAUUGUUAGCACUUAAAUUUCAUUAAAUAUCUCUCUUAUCUAUCUUCCUUUUCUACUUAAAAUAUGCCUUUUGAUCCAUGUGUAUUUAUAUUCAAUUGCAGUGAGUGGUACAC